CCCACAAAACAAAGAGUUACUCUUAAGCAAACAAAAUUAACUUUAAGUUGAUAUAGAUACAUCUGUUAACUAAAUGUACGCUCUAGCGUAGAGUAACGUUAAAAACACAGACUAGAUGUACUGGGUCAGUCAGGAAUGUAGAUAUUGGGGGUUUCUAGCCUGUAAGCUAAUCACACCGCUUGACCCGUUUAUGUAGGUCUAAAUUUCUGUCCUGCUGUUCAGACGCUUCUCAUGCUGAGUCUGACCUGACGGGAAAGACCACAGGCUACGAGAGAGGAGGGGAGGCUGGGCUUUCAAAGGGAACCCUUCUGUAGAGGAGGCCGAGCAACACUGAAGUUCACUCACCACACAGGUCAGAAUGAAGGCUCUGCUCAUCUACCUUGGGUUCCUUCUGUUGAGCUGCUCGGUCCAGUCCGGGAAAGCAGCUUUGCCUGAAGACUGCUCAGAGAUUCAGAGACAGUCGCCCCAAGUGACCAGCGGAGUUUAUGAGAUCCAGCCAACUGGAGGCAACGCCCGCUUUGAGGUGUACUGUGAGAUGCGUCCAGAUGGUGGAUGGAUAGUGUAUCAGAGGCGGAGUGGACCGGUGGUGUCCUUUGCUGAGAAGUGGGACUCUUACAAAGAUGGCUUUGGAUUUCUGGAAUAUGACCAUUGGCUUGGCCUGGAGAGAGUCCAUAUUCUAACUAAGGACAAACAUAAAAAGUGGACUUUGAGGGUGGACCUGUGGGACCAUGAAGGCGGCACGGCAUAUGCCGAGUACGACGACUUCAGAAUUGGAAACGAAUCUACAGCUUUUAAGCUGCAUGUUGGGAGAUACAGCGGAAAUGCAGGCAAUGCCAUCCUUGGGACUUAUCCGGACAUCGACCAAAAUGGCUUCGGCUUCAGCACCAUCGACCACGACAACGACGGCUGCUCCCCGUGUAUAUUUGAUGACAUCAUUAACGAGGAGUGCGCCUUUACAGAAGGUGGCGGCUGGUGGUUCAGCAGCUGCGGCUCUGCCAGUCUGAAUGGUAAAUGGCGUUCUACAGGCAAUCACAUUGGCUGGGCUUCGGGUCUCCACUGGCUCACGUGGAAACCUCUCGCGCCGUAUUCAGCAAAGGCCACCAGAAUGAUGAUCAAGCCCAAUUGAUUCCGCUUUUUAUUUUGGAUUUACGUUUUUAAUUUGGCUAAUUACAGAUGCCAUGGGUCUUUGAAGAGAAAGUUCAACCAUGCAAGUUUUCAAUUAAAAAAUCAAAAUGAA
Poecilia reticulata (guppy) is the source of this 1237-nucleotide messenger RNA. Its product is annotated as angiopoietin-related protein 5-like. Gene Ontology annotation, biological process: regulation of immune response; negative regulation of T cell activation. NCBI's taxonomy places the organism in Eukaryota, Metazoa, Chordata, Actinopteri, Cyprinodontiformes, Poeciliidae. The record is from RefSeq and is a predicted model, not a curated record.